This is a messenger RNA of Acanthocheilonema viteae, 750 nucleotides long. The record is from the annotation of a GenBank genome assembly. Lineage: Eukaryota; Metazoa; Nematoda; Chromadorea; Rhabditida; Onchocercidae.
AUGGAAGGUCAAGAGUGUGACAGAUGGCGACAGUUUUGCAUGCAGUACGCAAAGUCAGUCGCUUUCAAAUUUGCGGAAAGUUGGCAACAAUAUUCAACAAAUGCUGGUAUCAUUCAAAGCAAUAUUCCUAUUUCGGAUAUCGUUCAACAAUUUACCAAUACAUUAAGUGACGAAUUGACAGAACGGCUUACAACACCGAAUAUUAUUCUACCUAAUGUUUCAUCCAAUCGUACAACUGCUGAUAAUGUUAACUAUCGUGAACGCUCAUUUGGUUGGAGAUCUCUGAACGAGUAUGAGCGACCAGCGAGUGUCGGUAAUAUUACAUGGUUGUCACGAUCGAGAUCUGAGAUGGCCUCAAGAGGACGCAAUAUGUUGGUAGACUCAAUGAUUCACCAUCAACCGGCAUCCUCUAAUUCUAGUCGGCCAUCAGCCAAGCGACUUUCUUGGUUUCGGUCACAUUUUCAAGCUAAAACAACAGUUGAAUUAAUUCGAGAGGGUAAUGUAAGAUAUAUGAGUGGCUUGGAACUUGAAGCGAAACAAUGGCGAAAAUGUCGGCUAUGUCUUGUGAGAACAGCUGGUGGAUAUUUGUUGGAGUUUUAUUCGCCACCCAAAAGCAGUCGAGCGAAAUCAGGCAUCUUCUGCUUUCUGAUAAUGGAAGUUCGGGAAACGACACCGCUAGAAUUUGAGGAUGGAAACGAAUCGAUAUUUGCUAUUCGAGGAUAUAACGAUGUUUGUUUUAGCUCAUCGUAA